Eublepharis macularius is the source of this 2455-nucleotide messenger RNA. It is a transcript of the gene PGRMC2, whose product is annotated as progesterone receptor membrane component 2. The transcript has 3 exons. The record is from RefSeq and is a predicted model, not a curated record. Gene Ontology annotation, cellular component: endomembrane system; membrane. Lineage: Eukaryota; Metazoa; Chordata; Lepidosauria; Squamata; Eublepharidae. Bases 49 to 666 code for a protein of 205 amino acids.
CGUGCGGGGCGGAGCGGUUCGUCUCAGGCAGGCGCUGGCUGGGCAGUGAUGGCGGACGAUGGGGAUGGGAAGCUAAGGACUGAGCAGGCAGGCGGCGGCGGCAGCCCGGAGGAGCCGGAGGCUGCCGCCGGAGCGGGCAGCUGGCUGUGGGGAGGCGGCCUGCUGCUGAACGUGACGCUGUUGGCGCUCGUGGUGCUGGCGGCCUAUCAGCUCUACAGGCGCUGGGGCAAGCGGAGCGAAGCAGGGGGCGCGGCGCAGCAGAGCCAGGCCUCUUCCUUGCCCCGCAUGAAGCGGGGGGACUUCACUCUGGAGCAGCUGCGCGAGUACGACGGCGCGCGCACGCCGCGCAUCCUCCUGGCCGUCAACGGCAAAGUCUUCGACGUGACCAAAGGCAGCAAGUUCUACGGGCCCGAGGGUCCAUAUGGAAUAUUUGCUGGCAGAGAUGCCUCAAGGGGACUAGCAACUUUUCGUCUAGAUAAAGAUGCACUCAGAGACGAAUAUGAUGACCUAUCUGAUUUAAAUGCUGUGCAAAUGGAAAGUGUUAGAGAGUGGGAAAUGCAAUUUAAAGAAAAGUAUGACUAUGUCGGAAGACUCUUAAAACCAGGAGAGGAGCCGUCAGAAUAUACAGAUGAAGAAGAUACCAAGGAUCACACUAAACAGGAUUGAACUUUGUAAAUCACCAAAGUCAUGGGCCUUCAGAACUGCAAUCUUAUUUCCCAUCACAGAAUGCCCUGUCUUCAGGCACAGUUCAUCUGCUGCAGAAAUCAGCUCAACAAGUUUUGUACAAGAACAUACCAUCCUCCCUCAAUGAAGAGUUGAUUAGGCAUUUUUGUGCUGCCAAACUUUUUUUUGUUGCAGUUGAUGUCUGGAAAGGCUUCAUUAAUGAAGAGAGGCCAGGGAUUUAAAAUGGAAAAGCUGUUCCUUUUAGCCUGUUGAAGCCUUAGAACAGUUCAUUAUUUACAAACUUCAGUGUUUCAUGUCAUUUCUACUCCUUCGGCGCUAAAAAUGGAGAGCCUCAUUGUUUUUAAGGAAUUCUAGUAAAUUUGGCAACCAAAACAUUCAAAAAAUGGGAAUAUUCAAACUAUUCUGUGGGGCAUAUGUUUCCAUGCCUGAAAACUAUUUAAGAUCUCUACAGAGUACAGGGUUUCAAUAGAUUCCUCUGAAGGAUAGAGGAACACUAACUUCUCUGCAGAAGCUAUCAUUUGAAACCUGCCUUCUAUGCUUUUCCUUUCCCCUCAAUCAAAUCAGAAUAAUUGUGCCUUAUUUCACUUAAAAGACUUGAAUUGUUUUAAGGGAAAGCCCCAGAUGUGACAUGAGUCACUAAAAGCAGCAUUGAGGACUGAAGUUAGAACACUUGGUAGACUGGAAAACAUUGUCAUUCUGUAUAUAGAAUGUAAAGGAAAACUCAGUGUUACUGCCAUAUAUAUAUAUAUAUGUUAAUAUAAUUAGCAUUGAAAUAGCCAAAUGCAUUUUCCCCAUUUGCUUUUUAAAUAAGCCCACCCCUUUCUUUCCCCAGGGAGCUCCCUAAAUUCGGAGCCUAGAUGCAUAUCUUAGAAGUGAGAAGUGUGCAUGGGCUGUGGGUAUGUCUAUGGAUGCUUGAGUGCAAGAAUUGGAAAGGAUGGUUCCUGCAGAUAUUGUAAAUAUGAAUACCAUUUUAAUAAAGCAUGUAAAAUACCAAAUGUGCUGUCAGACUUUAUGUAGAAGCUGUUAAGCUCUAGUAGGGGUAGACAGGUCUCUUACAUGUAUGGAGAAAAAGGAAAAAGUCUUGAAUAUAAAAUAUUUUUGCACUGUUCAUAAAUAAAGCUUUACCCAUUUUUCUUUACUGCAUUUAAUCCUUACUAGAAACAUACCUGAAUAAGUUUGGGUGAUUUUUUGGGAGCAAAACCAGCCACAUGUAGGGAGGAGACAAAAGGGUUAAGCAUGUAACUUAAGAGUACAUCUUUAUCUUGAAAUGCUUUGGUUUCAGUUUUGACUGAAGACCAUCACAGUUUUCUUAGUAUGUUAACCACACAGCAAUUUAAUAAAUAUGGCAAGUAAACAAUCUAUAGAAUGCUCUCGCAAACUAGUUGUCAGAAUAGCAGUGUAGCAUCAACAGUGAAAACUAUGCACUGACAGUGUCUUAGGCAUGAAUAAAAACCUAACUAGCAGUGAUUUUAAACCUGUCAAGGUAGUAUUUAAUGUUACUUUGUCCACAAUGACCAAAUGUGUCUGGCCAUGCUCAGACUGGCUUGUGACUGGAGAUUGCUUGUCUGGUUGUAUGUAGAAAGAUUUUCUGUAUCUGCUGCCCCCACUGUCAAUGUGCAUACACAUCCUUUUUAGUAAUUUGAAAGUGUCUACCCCCAUUCAUGAGCCAGUUAGUUCUUCUCCAAAAAAUUCCAUAAUUAAAAUUAUGCAGUCUGUUUUGAGAAAUGAACAACUUGUGUUCUGACUUUUGAAAUAAAGUGUUAUGUAGAUA